AACUUUAUUACCUUCUGCCCUGAGUGCCAUGACAAGUUUCAGUCUGAGAGAGCGGAGGGAAGCCUCAAGGCAGUGUGGAGCAGGACAAGUGAACCAGCCUGAACUCCAGCUGCAUGAUUCCUUCACUGAGCAGCUGAGAGAGCCAGGUGUUGAGUUUUCUCCGUCAGUUUGCCUGCUGAAAGGACCCAGCUCAGAAAAAUGACUCAGUCGGUGCAAGUUAACCCAAAGCUGCCUGAUCUGGGCACUCCAUUCCUCUACUCCAGUCAGGAGGAGGCAGACCAGCCAGGCUCCUACUCUGUCCAGACUCCCUACGGUUUCCAGCUUGACCUAGACUUCCUCAAAUAUGUUGAGGAUAUUGAGAGUGGGCACAACCUGCGCCGGGUGCCUGUCAGCUCCCGCCGCUCUGGCAGGGGGGUCAAAGUCUCCCAGAGGAGCCCAAGUGUGGGGGGACGUGCAAGCGGCUGGACCUCCACGGAGUCUCUUGCAUCUCCAGCCAGUGAAGAUGGCAGAGUUCCUCCACCGCCGCCACCACGCAACCGUCUAGGGUCAGCACCCUGCGAGGGUCUCUCUCUUUCCCCACUGACUGUCCUUAGUAAUCCUCCCCUGUCUGCUGGUGCCAAAGUGCCACCUCCUCCACCACAGCGUAACCCCAGAGUAGAGCGGACACUUCUGGAAACCAGCUGGCGGCUACAGCAGGAGCAGAGCCACCAGCACCAGAAUGGCGGGCGUUUCCAGCUUGCAGAUCCUCCUAAGCAGGGCUUUAAGGCCCCUGUGUCAUCCCUGGUUUCCUCUGCUAAUACAGUGUGUAGUACCGUGGAUGGGUCUCUGUUGCCUCUACCCUCUCCAUCAACUACGCCAUCACAGAGUAGCUGGACUAAACCCAGUCCUCAAACCUCUGGGCGCAGCACUCCGGCUCCUGGCACUGCAGUGACUUCGAUCCCACCCAGCCAGCUGCAGACAGUUAGAGAGCAGAUGGCCACAGCCUUGAAGCAGCUUAAGGAGAUGGAGGAGCGGGUAAAGGGUGUCCCAGUGCUUGAAAGAGAGGUGGCCAAGCUUCGUGCAGAGAAAGACAUGCUCCUGUUAGCACUGCAGGAAAAGAAAGCAUCUGAGGAGGAAACCCAACAACGGCAACAGUCUAAAGAGUCUUCCACUCAAACCACAGAGACCCUUUCAACCCCAGCUGACCCCAGCAUCCAAAGUCGAAUAACACCUCCAACUUCACCUGGUUGCAAAGGCCCUACAAAAUCUGGGGAACUGAAAAGGUUGACUGAGAAAUUUGAAGGAAGGAAUGAGAAAGCUGCAGAACCUUCGGCAAAAAUGUUGGUCAAAGUUCCAGAGAAAGUUCCUGUUGCUGAGAUGAAGUCUGUGGCUGCUGGGGAUGACAGGCCAAUGGACUCUGUUGUUUUCUACUACAGCCAGGGUGUCAAGGACGCCUCUGAGGGCACUAAGGUGCACAUUUGUGAGAAAGGCACAGAGACAGAAGCUCCACUGAUUUGUGAGGAGGGAACACAGGCCAGGGUGGAGACCAAAGAGGCUGCAGUUUGGGUAAUGGAGUCACUACUUGGGUUGACCAGUGAGGCACAGCGGGAGAUAGACACCUUACAAGACACAAUUAAAUUCCAACAGGAGUCCAUUGUGGCUCUUGAGGGCCGGCUGAGUGCUGCAGACAGGGACCUUGGAAGUCUCAAAGCCCAAAUAGAGGAGCAAAAGUCCAAAGUCACAAUUGAGAAAGGGGUUCUUGCAAAACCAGACACAGUGCAUGCCCAGGUAGAGACAACAACUUCUACAUUAAAGGAUGUUGCGGUUCUGUGCUGUCCAGAGGUGACCAAUGCAUGUGUAGGCGAGGACCUAACAGCCCAACAGACUGAACAGAGCAGCCAGACUGAUGCUGUAGUGAAACCUGCAGAACCAGUUCCUGUUGCUGUGGUCAGCACUGGUUGCCAGUGGGAGAAUUUAUUUGAGGAAGAGGUGGAAGAGAAGAAAGCACCAAAAAGGAGACAGUUGACCAUCGCUGAGUACAAAGUGUCCCCAGAUGAAGAGGUGGUCAGUAUGGCAGAGAAGAAAGAGGGAGAAAAGGAAGAGGUGAUAGCCCCCAGCAACCCCAAGACAGGCAUGUUGAAAUCAAUUAUGAAGAGGAAGGAUGGGAGUAACUCAGCUGAGAAUCGCACCGCUGGCAAGAAGAGCCUGCAAUUUGUUGGCAUUCUCAACGGAGGGUAUGAAUCUACAUCGAGUGAAGAAGAGGAGGAAGAGGAAGAGGAAGAAGAGGGAAGUUCCUCAGCAGGAAGUGGAGAGGGCGAAUGCUCAGACAGCACAGAGGAGGAUGAGGCAGCUCUGGAAGAAGAAACGUCUGACGAAGAGAGAAACGUCAACCUGGAUGAGAGUGACACUGAUGAGGAGACCCUUAGAGCGAGAAAUGAAGCAUCUGAUGGUGUGAAAGAGAAGUUUGAGCUGAGCAUGAAAAUGCGUGAAGCCUGUCUAAUUCUGAAGAACCACCUGAACGACGAUGUGAAAACACUGAAGAGUAAAGAAGUGCUCUCUAGCACCCAUACCGUCCAGUUGGAGUGGUUCCGGAUCUCCAGCGCCAAAAUGGCACAACCGUCACGGGUGUCCGACUACCUGAUGGCGUUCUCUGAGGUGUCUGCGGCGCUGCUGGAGCACAUAGUCAACAUGACUGACGGCAACGGCAACACAGCUCUACACUACAGUGUCUCCCACUCCAAUUUCAGUGUGGUUGGCCUUCUGCUCGACACAGGCGUGUGCUGUGUGGAUAAACAGAAUAAAGCUGGCUACACUGCCAUCAUGCUGGCUGCUCUUUCGGCUGUGAAGGAGGAAGACGACAUGUCUGUGGUCAAGAAGCUCUUCAGUCAGGGCAACGUGAACGCCAAGGCCAGCCAGGCGGGUCAGACGGCGCUGAUGCUAGCCGUUAGCCACGGGCGGCAAGAGAUGGUGCGGGCGCUGCUGGACUGUGGUGCCGAUGUCAACGUGCAGGAUGAUGAGGGAUCCACAGCACUGAUGUGUGCUAGUGAACAUGGCCGAGCUGAGAUCGUCUCACUGCUCCUGGAGCAGCCUGGAUGUGACAUUUCCAUCGUGGACAAUGACGGCAGCAAUGCUCUGUCCAUUGCCCUGGAGGCAUCUCACAAUGACACAGCUGUGCUGCUCUAUGCCCACAUGAACUAUGCCAAGACCCAGGCGGCUGUGGGAAGCCCAAAGGCCCAGAGGAGCCCAACCAGCACACACAAGGUCUGGCCUGCAGAGUAAACACUACGUCAUAUCUGCUCAAACAAACAUAACUGGAUUUGAGCAAUAAAAGGCUCCACUGGAAUUUACAUUGUCUACUUAAAUAUAAUGUAUUUAUAUCUUGCCAUAUGUCUUGCAUUUAUAUGUAUUUGUUAAUAUAAGAACAUUAUUUUUCCAUAAGUGCCUUCAGUGGUUAUCAUGUACAUGACUAAUUUGCGUUCCUAACAUUUCUCAGAGGUCUGCUGCACCUAUGUUUUUAGGAGGCAGGAAAUGAGACCUCACAUUUAUUAUUUGCACUCAAGUAAUAUAUUUUUAGUCUUAGUCCCCCCCACCCUGACCGUGAUUAACCAGCUUCUUAGUCCCUACACCCCACAGCUCAAGUCUGCACUAACCAUCUAUGCCUUGUACAUUCAUCUAUCUAUUUUCAUGUGCAAAAUAAACUUGUAUUUACAGAUGAGGUGAUGGAAAUACAUGUUUGUUUGCCAACAUCACACUCCAUUUCCUAACUGGUGAACUAUUUUAUUAUGUGGUGGCAACACACUCCUGUAUACUGCAUAUAUUCUGGAAUACACUACUGAAAAAAUGUA
This is a messenger RNA of Myripristis murdjan (pinecone soldierfish), 3824 nucleotides long. RefSeq names its product KN motif and ankyrin repeat domains 3 (gene kank3). Gene Ontology annotation, molecular function: protein binding. Gene Ontology annotation, biological process: negative regulation of actin filament polymerization. The transcript is spliced from 12 exons. Gene Ontology annotation, cellular component: cytoskeleton; cytoplasm. Lineage: Eukaryota; Metazoa; Chordata; Actinopteri; Holocentriformes; Holocentridae. The record is from RefSeq and is a predicted model, not a curated record. Bases 199 to 3258 code for a protein of 1019 amino acids.